AUGAUGGAUCCAAAUAAAUAUAGCUCUUAUAUCUUUGAUUGUGAUGGUGUCUUGUGAAAAGGACAUCGAGAUAUUCCAGGAAGUUUUGAAGUAUUGCAAGCUUUAAAAAGCAAUGGGAAAAAGCUAUAUUUUCUAUCAAAUAAUUCAACGAAAACUCCUGAGGAGCUUUCUCAACAAAUUUCAUCUCAUGGUUAUCCAGCUUUACCUGAAGAAAUUUAUUGUUCAGGAGCAGCAAUUAGCAAAUACUUAAAAAGAAAACAUCCAAAUGCUAAAAGGCUUUAUUUGAUUGGCACAGAUCAGCUUAAAGCCCAGCUUGCAGCUCAUGGAUAUGAAAUUUUGCAUAUUUCUAAUAUUGAGCAAUCUAUUAUUACUUCAUUUGAGGACAUAGAGCGCUUUGCUACUGGGAAUCCUGUCGAUUCAGUUGUGGUUGGGCGUGAUAUGAGAUUUGACUAUAAUAUGGGAUAUAUGGCAUCACUCUAUAUCCAAAAUGGAGCUAGUUUAAUUUCAGCCAAUGGAGACUCUGGGCUUGUUCUUAAUAGUGGGAAAACAAUACCUGGCUGUGGGCCGCUUACUGCAUUUUUGGAAAUUGCGACAAGAACGAAAGCUGAAAUUGUGGGAAAGCCAAGCACUUUUAUCCUGGAUAUUAUAAUUGAAGAAAAUAAUUUAGAAAAAGAAACAACAGUUUUAAUUGGAGAUUCAAUGGAUUCUGAUAUAAAAGUAGGAAAAGAUUGCAAUGUUGAUACUUUACUGGUUCUGUCUGGAGUGACGUCAGUUGAGGAUUUGCCGAGGUAUGAUUUUUCUCCAAAUUUUAUUCUCCCAAAUUUGGCGUCAAUAUUUAAUUAA
Messenger RNA from Blepharisma stoltei, 843 nucleotides. Lineage: Eukaryota; Ciliophora; Heterotrichea; Heterotrichida; Blepharismidae. The record is from the annotation of a GenBank genome assembly.